AUGUCUACCCCAGUUGAGCCUCGAAUUCAUGGGCAUCGCAAUAAAAUACCAUACGGAGUUAGAUUCAUAAGAUGGAUUGGAAGAGAAAGGGCAGCAGCGUAUGUAUUUUCUCACAUUUUUUUAAAAUAAAGAGUCAUUGUCGAUAAAACGCGUUAACGAUAUCGUUUGUGUUGACGCAUGGAGUAAAUCACAUCCACUGUCCUGUUAUGUUUCAGUUACCGAGGCUCGGUUCUUAUUCUGACAUUUUUUGCUUACACCACUUAUCAUCUAUCAAGGAAACCUAUCAGUGUUGUCAAGGUUAGAAACAAAAAACUAACGAUCAUAUUAAUUCAUAUAUGUGGGUAUUAGCCUGCGUAGCCAACGGAAUUGUUAUUGAGCGCCAGCAAAGUUUGGCAGAGGAACUGCUAAGCCUUGCGGAGAAUGGGGAGGAGACGCUUUUCGACGCUUUGAAAUCCCACCUGCCCGAAGACUAUGGUUUUCUCAAAGGUUGGUCUCUGUACGAACAAAAGGGAGUCGUUAAAUUACAAAGCGAUGGAACUAUUUAGUGAUAAUGUGGCUUCAUUAUGCAGUUUCUCUACCAUCAACAUUGAAACAAGUUUUUCAUCGAAACAUACGAUGUCCUGUGAAAAUGCCUGGAAUUUUACUUUCAGAUUACAUGCACAUUUCAUUUUGCAACUUUACUUGUCAGUCUUCUUUGUUUUGCAGGCUUCCUCGGAUAAUCCCUGCUCACCCUGCAUGCAGCAAAACAAAUUUUAUUUUUUGUGAUUACACACAUACUUGUAAUUGAAACAUGCGGGUUUCGCAUUAGAACCUUGCUCUGAUUGGCUGCUAAAAUUGGUUUUGAUGAAGUGCCAAAAGUGGGUGGCAUUCAAAAAUCAAGUUGUCUGGCAGGUAGUCUGCUACACAGCCGUUUUUAGUGUCGUCACGCAACGCUCCUCCCCACUAACGGCUGCUGAAAACCGAACUGCAUUCCUUUCCCUUUGUGUUUGUGGUCUAACGAACAAACCAAUCACGUACAAGAAAUUUGACAAUACGUGAGCCGCAGGGCGCUAGGAAGCGAGCACGCUUCUCAGUUUUCGACAAAUCAAUCAAUCGUCGCUGAAUUUAGACGGGCUCUCUGUUUUCAAGAAACGAAAAGGUUAAUUUACAAAAAAGGUUGUUUUAAGCGGUCAAGAAAGUUCCAAGUGAAAAGAAGGUUUGAUAGGCCUAGAAAACCUUUACCAGGAUCGGUUGGUUCUUCAUUUAACGUGCAUAUGUGCUGAUAUGUAGUGAAGAAUUUAAUGUACCGGAUGUGCUCAUUGUGUUCUGUGAAAACUAAACUCUCAAGGGUACUAAGUCAAAAAGCAAUCUUAUAAAUUAUCGAUGAGCGAUUUCCCGAAACUAUACCUGGCAACUUUAUGAGCACAUCCAUGUUGUGAAUCGCAAUUUGCUCGACUUUCUUGCUGUUGCUGCUUAUCUCCUAAAUUUUGAAAAGGACUCGACUACGACAACACUGUAGUUAAUUGCUUGUUUUCACGCGACGAUUUUGAUUAUUCUGUCAUUCACACAUGGGGCAACGAUAAAAGCAAAGCUGUGAUUGGAGGAGUCACAGUACCGCAAAGGUGGCGCGAACACUUUCCAGAAAAUGGGAACUGAAUUUUAAUUGGCUAAUCACGGGAAAGGAAUGUAGUUCGGUUUUCAGCAGCCGUUAGUGGGGAGGAGCGUUGCGUGACGACUCUAAAAACGGCUGUGUAGCAGACUAUCUGGCAGGUGGAAUUUUCUUUUUUCUGCACUUGCUUAUCAGGGCAAUGCUGCAACUCACAUGACAAAAAAAAAACAAUUCCGCCAGCUAAAUGGGCUAUGUGGGUAUAAAAAUACUGAUGAUGUAACAAGAGUAAAAGUAUAUUGAAAAGUAUGAAAAUGUAGAAUGUAGACAGUGCUGGAAAUAAUUUUUCUUACUUAAAAGGACAUGUGUCCUUUCAAACCUUUAUUCUGAAAAUUGGUCGGUCAUUAAUUAGCAUACUGUAUUUACUGGAAUAAUUUUUCACACCUCAAAUGCGGUUUUUUUUUGAGGGUGGCUUUAAAUGAGAUUUUGUUAUUUUCCAUAUCAAACUGACAAAAUUAACAGGCUGCAGUGCCUUUUCGGGGGUGGCACUUAUUAACUUUUUGUCCCAAAUAGGACUCUUAUUUGAGGUGUUUCUAACUCAAGUAACCGUUAUGAUUUAUCCUGGUUUUGCCUCAAAUCAUUUGAUAGUCCAUGGCAAGAAAACCCAAGCAAUGCUUCUGGGUAAUUGCACACUCUAAAACCCGUUCUUCACAUUGACUCUUCUAAUUUGUAAGAAUAAUCUUGACUCCGAAUUUCGCAUGAUUCCAGAUGCAAUUUUGCAUAAAUCUCAAACUUUGAAAAACAAAACAAAUAGUUUAAAUAGACUGGUAGAAUGAACCAUCUGGCAAGUUCAUAUAAUUUUGCUGGGAUGUGAUUUAUAUUAAGGUGGAAGCUGGCGUAAUUCACAGAACUGAAAUGUUCGUUUAGAAUAUUUCCUCAAAUUUAAUAAUACAGUACAUGUAGUGCAAACCUCAUUUGUAAUUAACCGAAACAGUGAUUUUUUUACAUGUAUUUCUUUGAAAAUAUUCCUAAACUCAAAAAAAAUGCUUCACAUGUCUUACGAUUUUAAAUUAGUCUUAGAGAGCAUUCCUGUCUAGUAAUAUUCAAAACAAUAUCUUGUUGCUUAUGGUUCACAGCCGACUUCAAACAUCUACAUGUACGGCUUCAGCAGUCAUUAAUUGUACUAUUGUGAAGUUAUUUUCUUUCAUCUCCUUAAAUUCACAACAAAAUUUACUUUUAAGCAUUGCCUUUCCUUCUGGUUGUUGUUCAAAGUUGUGACAAAAUUCCGCAGAAGGUUUUUCUUGUUUGUCGUACAAAGCUUUCUUCACCUUUCACACUGUUGAAACAAGCAGACAUUUUGUUUUUAAAGCACGUGCUUUCACUUGCAAAGAUUAGAUUUCCAUGCAAAGUAGAGCCCAGUGAUGAGAGCUGCUUCAUUUUGCCAGAUACUGAAAACAUUUUCGACGUUUUCAAGUUUCCUCAAAGUAGAUAGUCUUUCACUGCAAUGCAAAUCUUUUCUUUUUACCAUGCUGUUUUUACCUUUUCAUGUUUUCGAAAUCAACACUGAGAUGUUAAGAAGCUUCUAAGACAAGAGCUAAGCAAGGUUUCAGCCAGAAGGGUGUCCAGCCGUCCUAUGGACACCCAUUUUUGCAAGAAAUACAAGGAAAAUUCACUUAAUCUCUUAUAAUUUUUAUGGGAAAACAUGCCUUCUGGACGGCCAGUUUUCAAUGUCUGGCUAAAAGCCUGGAGCUAAGUCAAUUAAGUGCUCUGACAUGAUGUCUAAACAUAUUGGAAUAUUAAUCGAACAUUUAUGAAAUUUUGGUCAGACAAUGUCCGAUGUCCGACAGUAAUUUCCAGCACUGAAAGAUAUACAUUGUGUACAGUCAUCUCAGUUUGUGCUAAAGUUUCUAUUUAUUAUUAUUAAUUUUUUUCUGAAUGCCUUUUAUUGUUUUGUUAAAUUACAAUUUUUGUAACAUGUUUAUACUUUUUAACUUAUUUAUACACUUGCUGCAUUGUUUGUUUAUUGUCAGUGUGUAAAAUUAAUGGUCUGAUUUGCUGUAAUUGUCAGAUGAGUGUGGUUUCCUUUGAACCAUUAUUACAAAACAGAGCUGUAGCAGUAGCUCCUGAAGCCUGUUACUACUUUUCCAUCAUAUUAUUUAUCACUCCUGAAAAGUUGAGCACUCUAGAAAAUCAUUAUUAUUCUAACCAGUUGAGAGUUUAUACUCUCAUGUACGUUUUUUUUAUUGUACGUAAUUGAACUUUUUAAUGACAGAGGCACAGUGAAAGCAGUGUUUUGGAAAGUUUACUGCAAAAUGUUUACUGUAAGAAUAAAGAGAAUUAUGAUACAGUUGCUGUUGUUUGUUUUGAUACAGUUGCAUUGUUUAAUAUUCUCUUUGUUAGGGAACACUUAAUCCAAACUGUUCUAAAGCAAAUCCAAGCUGCCAUGGAUGGAAGCCAUUUAGUAAGUUAUGUUAUCAAAACCUACAGUUGAACCUCCAGUAACAACCACCUCUCCACAAUGGUGACCUCACUGUAACAGCCUUUUUUUGGCAGACAGUCCAUACAUUGACUCUUGUUUACAAAAAACCUGUCUACAACGACCACCAAACUUCUCAGCCAUUUUCUUGUAGACCAGAGUUGACCAUUGUGGAGAGGUUCAACUGUAUUACAUGUAAAUUUGUCUGAACAUUUUAAGAGACUUCAGAAUGGUCUGUUUUAAGCUAAACAUCAUCCGUAUCUAUUAAAAACUUGGUUUAAAUUAGAGAAGAUAGUUGUUAUUGUUUUAUAUCAAAGUCACAAGUUCCAGUUUGAAUGAAUACAGAGUUGUGCUUUAGCAGCUCGCAGUAGCCUGUGACUUACAUGUACUAUUGUGCUCUGAUGAAAGGAAAUCUUUAGCUUUUGUGCUAAACAUCUGUGCUGGGCACUUGCAUCACAACUUUACAGCUUUUUGGCUACUAAAUUUUUUCUCACUGUACAGUUUUGAUACUUGGCUUGUGAUCACAAAUCUUUCUUUCAUCUUUCUGACAAUUUGUUAUUUACCAGUAGUAAAUAAACAAACCUGGAUGAUUAAAAAUCCAAAAAUGUGCAAAAAUGGUUAUUUAAUACAGAAAUGGUUAUUUACCUAAUUUGGUCUUAGCAAGUGGCCACGUGGCCCAUUUUCCUGCUCAUUUCCCAUAAUGACUUGCAGACUUCUAUUUCCAACAUGGCUUCUUCCACUUCUUUCACUUUCCUCUUUUCUCUUUCAUUUACCUUCUUCCACCCUCAUUUUCCUUCAUUUACUUUCAUUUUCCUCCGUACACCUUCAUUCGCUUUCAUUAAUCUUCAUUCACCUUCGUUUAUUUUAAUUCACCUUCAUUCUAAUUAAUUUACCUUCAUUCACACUCAUCCUUCGUCAUUUAUGUUCAUCUACCUACAUAGGUCUUCAUUUACCUUCUUUCAUCUUCAUCUACCGUCAUCUUCCUUCAUUAGCCUUCAUUCACCUUCAUCUACCCCCAUUAGCCUUUAUCCAGGGUCACCUACAUUCAUUAGCCUUCUUUUACCGUCAUACGCCUACAGCUAGGAAAGUAGUGCUCAGAGAUUUAAUUAGAGUACCGCCAUUAGUCUUCAUUAACCAUCAUCUACUUCAGCUAGUUUUCAUGAUAGUCCAGAGAUUAUCCAAUGAAUUGUCGUGCUGUCACAUUAUUCAUUUCUGACUAAUUUGUUCCCUUGUCCUUUAAUCUUCAGACAUUACACAUAUUCAAAAAUAAUUUUGCAUUUCCAUGAAACGUAUCGUGUUUUACAUUGUUUUGUUAUACAACAGGGUCUUACAAUGUAACGACGUUUUUUUUUUUUCCCGACUGAUCUCACAUUUUGGCCAUAAAAUUUUGAUACCCGAUCCAAAAUUGUUGCAAAUUCUGAUCCCUGAUCCCAUGAAAAUCUUUUGAUACCUGGAUUCAAUUCUGUACUUGCUAAAAACUGAAUGAAAUACCAAAUAAAGUCAGUGUCUCUCUUUUCAAUUUCUUUUACAAUUUUAUUGGUCACAUCAUUUGCUGACUGGAGAAUUAAGGUUGGCUCCGUCUGUUCUUUCGAGUUAUCUUAAUUUCGAUCAUAAUCCGUUCCACUUUAGAGCUCCCAUAAUGAUGUAUCUUCUAAUAAACCUUUCGCACGCAAGUGGGGAGGAAAGUUGUAGUGCCAAAGGCGACCCAACCUAGUGGGAUCUAGGGGCAUACUGCCCCGGAAAAUUUGUAAAUUUAGGGUCUAGGAAAUCCUAUUCCAGUGUUUUCUGCGGGACAUUUUCGGUAAAUUAAUACACAGGAAAAUGCUAGUUUCCUACUCCUGAGAUCUCUUUGGGCAAAGAUUGGCUUGACCAAUGAUCAAAAGUACCUACAGAAUUCCACAAAAUUAGGAUGAUUAGAAAAUCCUGUUGCAAUACGCUUUGCGUUACGGGCAGCCAUCUUGGAUGAGCCUCAAAACUACUCAGGGACUAUUUUUCUCGCUUCCUCCCAAACCGUCCCCCAUCUCCUAAGUGGUUUUGACACUCAUCCAAGAUGGCUGCCCGUAAUGCAAAGUGCUCGAUAUUGACGAUCUUACGGAAAAAUAGGGACUGUGAAGGGUGAACAGUCUGUAGUGCUAUGUAUCAGAUUUGGAUCGGUCAGUAGCUAACUUCAAAGCAGCUCGGAGCCAUUUCUGCAUUUAACCGCGCUAUGUUUUUGGAAGAAGCCAUGUUGGAAAUACAAGUCUGCAAGUCGUUAUGGGAACUGAGCGGGGAAAUGGGCCACAUGGCCACUUGCUAAGACCAAAUUAGGUAAAUAACCAUUUCUGUAUUAAUAAACAUGUUUGCACAGUUUUGGAUUUUUAAUCAUCCAUGUUUUAUUUACUAAGUAACCAACUCUCCAGUUUGAUUAUAAAUAACCAAUUUUCCAUUUUGCCUGCAUUUUGGUUAUUUAAUAAAUGCCUUAACCAAUUUUGCAUUUUGGUUAUUUGAUAAAUAACCAAUUUUGCAUUAAUAAGCAAUCUCGCAUUUUGGUUAGGGUAUUUAAUAAAUAACCAAUUUCGCAUUUUGGUUAUUUGAUAAAUAACCAAUUUUGCAUUAAUAAGCAAUCUCGCAUUUUGGUUAUUUAAUAAAUAACCAAUCUCACAUUUUAGUUAUUUAAGAAAUAACCAAUCUCGCAUUUGGUUAUUUAUUCGCGUUUUGGUUAUUUAAUAAAUAACCAAUUUUGCAUUAAUAACCAAUUUCGCAUUUUGGUUAUUUAAUAAAUAACCAAUCUCACAUUUGGUUAUUUUGAAAUAACCACUUUUUAAUUUUUGGUUAUUUGCUAAAUAACCAAAUUUCAGUUUUGAUUAUUUGUAAAUAACCAAUUUUAUAUUUUGGUUAUUUAGAAAUAAUGAAACUGUAAUGUGGUUAUUUGGAAAUAACCAACAUUUGGUGCCCGAUAUCUGAUUGGUUAAAAACCUAUGGUUUAUUGCACCGGUAAACUCAUAGAAAACUGAAACAUGCUUUUAAGUUAUUUUAUAAGAGCUAUAGACCACACUUUCUAUGGGUUUACCAGCAUGAUAACCCACUUGGGAUGUUGGGAGAACACUCGAAAAGCUUGUAGUACAAGCUUUUCUCGUGUUCUUCCAACAUCCCAAGUUGGUUAUCACGCCGGUAUUCAGCUGAAUUUCGAUUGGCUGAAUUGUUAUGUUGCUAAGAAAAUGUCAUGCUUGAUUUCAUGUGGGUUACAUAAAUACAAGACCAAUCGAUGGUAAACUCAAAUCACAGCCACGUCUAUGAAAUGACAGCAGUCUAAUCUCUUGAUAAAGGAUAAGCAAAUGAUUAUUUCAUGUCUGGAGAAAGGAGAAAAAGGAACAAAUUUAGCACUUGAGUUAAAAAUCAGCAAGCAGCUGAUCUCAGAUAUAUGCAAAAACAAAGAGAAGGUCCUGAAAUUCACCGAUAGCAUCGAGACUAGGGAAGGGUUGAAAAGAAAGUCCCGUACCGUUGCAAAUGAUGAGCAGCUGGAUAAAGCAAUAUUGACCCUUUCCAAGUAAUUCAGCUUCGAGGAAUGAUGGACUGCUAUGCGAUCACGUAAUUCAUUAAAACAACUAGUAUGCUUGAACAUUUUAGAGUGCUGUAAAUGCGUGAACACUUGAAACUGUACCUUUUUUAUUUGUAAAUACAUAACAAAUAGACCGUAUAUAAAUGCAAGUGGAGCUAAUUCACAAUUAACUUUUGUUUUCUUUAUUCUCUAUUUUCACUUUAUUGUCUCAUUAAUAUUCAUAUUUUCGAUUAUGUGGACUCUCAAUUAUCCAGACUAUUUACUCAAGUCCCAAUGAGUCCAAAUAAUAGAGGUUCCACUGUGUAUCCCUUGCUACCCUGUAAGGGAAGUGUACAAUACUUGCACUCCAUUUCCGUACUUCUUGUUCAAACUCCCGAUAACUCAAACUGUUUUUGAUUUCCCUUGAAGGUUCGAGUUAUCGAGAGUCAACUGUAAUAAUAUGGCUGCUGAAAAGAGUCUUUUUUCUCAAAUUAACAUCUAUCAGAUCCAUUUCCCAAGGGUUGUCUGUUAAGUGUAAAUUUGCAUAAAUAGGCCACGUAUAUUAUUAUGUUACUGCCAAGAGAAUGUCAUGCUUGAUUUCGUUUUGUUUGUGUAACACAAAAACCAAGUGAUCGUAAACUCAAAUCACAGCCAUGUCUAUGCAACUAAAGCAGUCUGUUCUCUCAAUCAGUUAGUACGCAGCUCCUAAAAACCUUAAAUUUCAUUGGUUCUCCAUAACACACAGCUCCAUUAUUUUAAGAAUAGAGUCAUUUUUAUAUUUCAAUGUCUAUUGUUUUCACAGCCAAUACUGUAAGCCCUUGUAAAGAGCUGUGUGGCGCCCCAUCUCAAUGAAGGAUAAGCAAACAAUUAUUCAAAUUUAGCACUCAAGUUUAAAAUCAGCUAGCAGCAGAUCUCAGAUAUAUGCAAAAAAAGAGGAGAUCCAGAAAUUUACUGACAGCAUCGAGAUGAGUAAAGGAUUGAAAAUACAUUAAUACUUACAGUCCAUACAUAAACUCAAGAGGGAGCUUCUUCACAAUUAAAUUAUGUUUUCUCUAUAUUUCCUGACAGUAUAUGAUUGCAUUAUUGUGCCAUUAAUAUCCAUACUUUCAGUUAUCUAGACUAUUUACCCAAGUCCCAAAGAGUCCAGAUAAUCAAGGUUCAGCUGUAUACUGGGGUCAAGAAUCCAUGUGUGACCACUUACCAAAAACGCCAAAAUGAUCGUGACCACUUUUUUCUGGUGGUUAUUGAUAGGAAAGAGUUUUAAGUAAAUAUUAAAAAUUGCAAGGACUUAAAGGUUUCAUCUCCAUCAGAAAUGCACCUUUUUGCAUGUUUUAACAAUUUCUGAACGAAUAGUUAGAAAUAUUUCCAGCGACUAUGUUUAUUUACCUGAUGUAGUGGUUACUCAUGAUGUUUGUCAUUACAUCUUAUUUAACUUACAACCCAUACAAUUUUCAGUGAUGCAAAGCACUAGGCUGACCCAAGAUAGCCGAAAGUGGUUUGUAGUACGGCAAAGCUUUCUUCUGAUUCUAAGCUUCAAGGGCUUGUUAACGUUAAUGUGAAAAUUAGAAAAUGCCACCCAAAGAUGUUUUGCACUUAUGCUGGGACAAACGGAGAGCCACUGGGUAUCACUCCAAACAACAAAAAACACAAGAGUGGUCCUGAGAAAUUUCUAGUUUUUGCCCGAAAGACUGUAAUUUGAUAUCAGUACAGUGACUAUAUUGUACAUGUAUUACAGAAAUAAUUACUUUGCUAUUGAUAAUGUCCUACAGAUUAAACAGGAUAGUCUAAUUUCAUGAGAGUUGAGGCAUCUUUUAAUAUAGGAGUAAGGACUCAUUGGUUUUUGAACUGGGACCCAAUGGUUCUGGACUGGGACUCAUGAUUUUUCAUAAGAUGAGUCCCAGGACUCACUAUCAGCAAUUUGUAACAAAAUCACUGAUGGUAGACCUUUGUUAUAAGUUUUCUAAGUUUUCUUGAUUAUGAUUUUCUGUGUAGAUUCUGUUGACAGUGGAGAUGAGCUACUUGGAGCACUGGACCUGGCAUUUCUUUUUUCCUAUGCUGUUGGCAUGUUUUUUAGGUUAGCUUGGAAUGUUCUUUCUGAAGAACUGUCUGAUUCCAUAAAAUUACCUGUUACUGGUCAAAUUUGAUUUCUGGUUUAUUUUGAUUUAAUCUAGGUUGAUCCUCAAUUUCCUAUGUCUGCUAGCACUAAAACACAAAUUGAGAAUCAACCUAGGUUAAAUCCAAAUUAACUUUAAAGCAAAUUUGACCAGUAACAUAUCCAUACCCUAACAUCUAGACCUCUUACCACUGGAAAUUCUAGGUUGCUCAAUUCCCUCUUGCCUCUAGAAUUCUAAACUAUUGAACUUCCCACAAGUACUGAGAAUUCUGUAAUCAGGGAUUUCAGUUUUUUCUUCCAGCUGAUUUGAAAACUCCCCUCAAACUCCCAAACACCUCUGUUGAGUUGAAUUUCACACCCUCCAAAAAAAUGCUCCGGUUUAAUUUUCAGCCCAAUGAAUAAUCAGUGCAAAGACCUAGAUGAAAGAAGCUUCUGGCUUCCUACCUGCAAAACUGCAUGAUGCAUGAAAGUAGUUGCCAGUUAUGUGAAUUUUUAAGUACUGGUUUUCUACCAAAGUGUAUCGUUUACAUCUGCGAAACCUUGUUUGGCUUCUCUGCAUUAACAGAAAUAAGUAUACUCAAAACUCUUUUGGAAUUACAUUCAGCCUAAGGCAAGUCUUGUGAGAGGGUGGUAACAUUCUAUUGAACAGUACUGUAACUUACUAUCACCCCAACCUCUGUUGUGUACUUUGCUUAUUUAUAAGUCAAUAUUAUUUUAAAGUUAUCCCUAUUUCUUGUUACAAGCACAGGAAAAAAUAACAUUCCCAUUUUUGGAUAUUUUAAGGUAUUUAAAGAACACCCACAAAAAUCCCAAAUUUGGAAGAGUGAGACAAGUCCCAAUCAGGGAACUUGGUUGAGAAUUUCCUGGUUGGGACUUGUCUCACUUUGCCAAAUUUGGGAUUUUUAUGGGUAUUCUUUAAAUACCCUAAAAUAUCCAAAAAUGGGAAUCCGUUAUUUUUUCCUGUGAGGGUGUCAAACAUUUUAGCACACUGUUUUUCUCUGUAGUGGCUUCCUUGCAGAGCACAUGGAUUUGAGGCAUUUUCUUACAAUUGGCAUGAUCUUAAGUGGGCUGUUGACUAUUGCAUUUGGGAUGGGUUAUGUGUGGAACAUUCACUACUUUGCGUAUUUUGUCACUGUCCAGGUACCUAUGAUAUUUUUUCUUAUGUCUUACCCACUAUAUGCCAUACCCAGCUAUUGUUACAAGACUUUCAUUUAUACUUUGCUAAUACUGCCUCCGGUUCGCUGAUUAUUUUUUUAACUUCUGUUUCUGUCAUUUCUUUCUAUUGGACCUACUAGUAUGGAAAAUCCAAAUAAUAUCGUGGAUUUUGAUUAUUGUUUGUUAAAACAGCAUAUUGCACUGUUUGUUCUUAAUUCAUUACUACUGAUCAAUAACAUAAUAGGUAAUUAUUAUUAUUAUGUGGGCAAAACGAACUCUACCAGAUGCAGUAAGCUGCCACUUUGCAUUUCUGUGAUGUCAGAAAUGCUGUAAAUCUAUCAAUAUUUCAUAUUUUGAACAAGCCUACCAAAGCAGAAUUUUAGUAAAAGUUUUUUUAUCCUGCUAAAGCAAUGUGUUCCCAACUAAUCCAAAAUCAUUCUUAAAUAGUAAAUGAUAACUGAGCAUGCCAAGUAUUUUUACUGUAAAUUAGUAAAUGCAAUGGUUUAAAAUAUUAACAUAUAUAUAUAUAUAUAUAUUUCUUAUUUUCAGGUAUUUUCAGGUUUUUUUCAGGUGAGCAAAAAAGAUUACCAUGUCAUAUAGUGAGUCUAUUGCCAGUAAUAAAGUUAACAUAUAAACAGAAUGUAUAACCAUCACUUUUUGUCUUCUGGGCUGGGUUAAGACAACCCAGGGUAAGUGGAAAAUUUGAAUUCAAAUACAAAGGUUUAAAAAGUAAAUUAAGGUAAAUUCAUUUUGUUUACGAUUUGAUGAUUGGAAGCUCUAAAAAGAAUAGAGAAAAUUAUCCUAGAAAAUAAUUUUGAACAAAAUUAAAAUAAGCCCAGACUGAAACUUAAAUCCAGGUUAGUGUUAGUGGGCCUUUGAACAACUGGGGCGUGAAGUCUUUGUUUUCUAAUGUGAUGAUACUUCCUUUCUUAUCCCUGUAGAGCUCUGGCUGGCCCAGUGUUGUAGAAUGUGUUGGAAAUUGGUUUGGAAAAGGACGGUAGGCUCAACUUUUUUCUCUGCUUUUCUAUUUGUUCCUUGGCUUACACUUUAUACAAGUGGCAGAACAAAUCAUACACCAGUCAUCAUUUUUUCACGUUUUCUGAACACUUUCACAGCAACAUUUUGUGAAUGACAUUAAGUCAGGCUGCAGCAUGUGUUUCUUAAUCAGAAAAUUUAUUUUAAGAAAGAGCAAAGUUGACAUUGUUAUGGAGGGAAUUUCACUUUUUUGCAUGUGAAACCCUUUUUAUUAACCACCUAUUUCAUAUUGAAAUUGUAAGUUUGUAAUAUUACUAUUACUACUUAAUCAAUUCAGGCGUGGCUUGAUAAUGGGAAUAUGGAAUUCUCACACAUCAGUUGGCAACAUUUUGGGAUCUGCAAUAGCUGGUAUAUGGGCUAGCAAUCAGUGGUAAGAGCUCAAAACUAUUUUACCUUUUGCAAUGUGCAAAACCAUUUGCUUCUUGUUUCUUAUAGCUUGUUGUCUUAAUUAUGAGGUUUUUGUCUUGACAGGGGGUAUUCAUUCAUUGUCCCAGGAUGUAUAAUUAGUGGAAUGGCAGUCAUUAUAUUCCUUUUUCUUGUAGUAGGUGAGUAUUAUGUCACACUACAGAGAUCAAAAUUCAACCUUGUUGUAAUUAAGUAACUAACAAAAGACAAGUGAAAAUUAGUUAAUGAUAAUAGUAUUAUUGAAUGAGGCUGAGUAUGAUUGAAGAAUAAGAACAACAGGCUCUGAUGGAGAUCUGUAUAAUUCUUCACAACAUAUGAAAGCUGAAUUCAAUAGUUUUGUUAUUCAUUCAAACUAUUUCUAAAUUCUUAACAACAUUACCUCCUUGAAGACUUUCUUUAAAACAUUGGCCUGAAUCUCGGCACUGUUUCAAGAUAUAAAUAGAUGUUUUUUGUUGCAGAUUCUCCUCAAAGAGUAACAUACAUCAAGCAAUAUGUUUUGCAUAUUCUUGCAUUUCUUCCUUUCAGUUUUAGUCAAAAAAUCAUCCAUUUCAUCUCUGCAUAGUGAUGAAGACAAUGUUUUUGAGUUCACUUGGGAAUAAACAGAUGGGAUGCUAGGCUGCUAGUAUGAGGGUAUAUCUAUGACAAAUUUCAGUAACCUAAAAGUGAAAAGGGAGAAGUCAAAUCUGAAAUAUACCGAGUCAAAGUUGGUGAAAAAAGAGCACGCUAAAAGGAAGAAAUACUUAAAAAGGCAACUAUCAUAUAGGUGUCACGCAGAAAAAGGCAUCACGCAAAAAGGCAACACGCUAAGAGGCAACGCGGAAAAAGUUAUCACGCAAAGAGCCAACACGCAAAAACGCAUAACGCAAAGAGGCAUCACUCAAAGAGCCAACACGCAGAAAGGCAUCACUCAAAGAGCCAACACGCAAAAAGGCAUAAACGCUAAAAGGCAACACGCAAAAAGGCAUCGAAAAAAAGGCAAUUUGCAAAAAGGGCAUCACGUAAUAAGUUUACGUAGGAUCCAGGCCUGGAUCUUUAGUACAUACUGCUAUCUUUAGUACAUACUACUACUCCCUCGUAAGGUGGGAUCAUCCUCAUAUUGACGGAAACUUCCCACUGCUGUUAACGCUGCACGAAGAACCGCUAAAACCUGUCCGCCAUCUUGGUAAAGAUGUGCCGGAAAGAAAUGCAAUCGCUGUCAAUUCCGUUUUGGACUUGUUGUAAUAUAUCAAUCAGGGCACGCAUACGGUACCAAAUAAGCACCUCACGAGGUGAGCAAGAUGGAAUGUCUUGUUCGAAUACCAUUUCGGUUUUCUUGCAGUAUGUACUAAAUAAUCCUGUUUAAGAUCCAGGCCUGGAUCGUAAGUAAACUUCUCACGUGAUGCCUUUUUGCAAAUUGCCUUUUUUUGCGAUGCCCUUUUGCGUGUUGCCUCUUUGCGUUAUGCCUUUUUGCGUGUUGGCUAUUUGUGUGAUGCCUUUUUGUGUGUUGCCUCUUAGCGUUAUGCCUCUUUGCGUGAUGCCUUUUUGCGUGUUGGCUCUGCGUGAUGCCUCCUUGCGUGUUGCCUUUUAGCGUGAUGCCUUUUUCUGCGUGAUACCUAUAUGAUAGUGGCUUUUUAGUAUUUCUUCCUGUUAGCGUGGUCUCGUUUUUACCAACUUUGACUCGGUAUAUUUCAGAUUUGACUUAACGCUUUUCGCUUUUACGUUAUUGAAUUUUGUCAUAGAUAUACCCUUAUAAUUUUCCCCCUACUGAUAACGCUGCACGAAGAACCGCUAGUAUGUACUAAAUGAUACUGUUUAAGAUCCAGGCCUGGAUCCUAAGUAAACUUCUUACGUGAUGCCCUUUUUGCAAAUUGCCUUUUUUGUGAUGCCUUUUUGCGUUAUGCUUUUUUGCAUGUUAGCUCUUUGCGUGUUGCCUUUUUGCGUGUUGCCUCUUUGCGUUAUGCCUUUUUGCGUGCUGCGUCUUUGCGUGAUGCCUCUUUGCGUGUUGCCUUUUAGCGUGAUACCUAUAUGAUGGUGGCUUUUUUAGCAUUUCUUCCUUUUAACGUGGUCUUUUUUUUUUACCAACUUUGACUCGGUAUAUUUCAGAUUUGACCUAACCCUUUUCACUUUUAGGUUACUGAAUUUUGUCAUAGAUAUACCCUCAUAUGCUAGGCUGCUGCCUGGAAACAAGAUUAAUAGAGAGGAGAGGUCGGUAUGUCACGUUGCCAUGGUAACAAAAUUUCUGGAUGACAACAAACCGAAAACGUCACUUAAGUGCAUUUGCAUUGUUUCUUAUUCAGUUUCAAUUAAUUUGUCAAAUGUUGGCUGAAUUUUCUGUGGUUGAAUCCGAAAGGACUCUAUUUAGGUUGAAAAAAAGAAAUAAAAAUUGUGUUUUGUUUGCGUACUUUAUAAAGCGGGCGCGUGAAAUCAGCCAGUUUCACGCCAUAGUCGUGCUACGACGGCUAAGAAAUGUACAAAAAAGCAUGAUGCACGUGCAAAGUUGUUGUUUUGCUAUCUACACUACGCUUUUUUGCCAAUCAAGCUUCCCAUUGUUGUGAUCCAAAAAUUUUGCUACCAUGGUAACGUGAACGUCACACUCUUCCUCUGUAUUGAUGGGUUAUUAGGCAUUAUUAAAAUCCAACUAGUGGUCUAUUAUCAAUGCUGCGUUCCCAUUAGUUGAGCUACUACUAGGCUAUAUGUUAUAGCCCCCUGGUAGCGAAAAGCGCGGGCUUUUUGCCGGCAAAAAAGGAUUAAAGUCUAGCUUUAACUAGCUAAAAUUUUUUUACUCUCGAUAUUUUUGACCAACUAGUUGGAUUUUACUAAAACAAUUAUUCCUCUCGCCCUCAUGGCCUCUGAGUCAAUAGCCCGUGAGGCCUCAUGGGCUAUUGACUCAGAGCCCAUUCGGGCUCGAGGAAUAAUUGUUAAAGAACCCAUCAAAUUGAUGGGUUAUUGCCCACAUCGUCCAAAUAUGGUAAGCAACAGCUUACCAUGAAGAUUCGACAAAGUUGAAUCAUGCUGGAUUGAAAUUAGGCGUGAAAAACUAAAGAAAAUCGUUAUCGAAUGUAUCUAUCGGCACCCAUCAAACGACCGUGAGCAUUUCCUUGAAACCCCAAAGCAGCGAUUAGACAAAUUAAACAAUAAAGAAAAAGAAGUAUUCAUCGUAGAUAACAUUAAUAUAGACUUCCUGAAAUACAACAAUGAUAAUCAAACCUCCGAAUAUUUCGAUAUGUUGCUCAACUGUGGAUUUUUGCCGUUGAUCACCAAACCCAAACGCGUCACUGAUCAUUCCUCAACAAUUAUUGAUCACAUUUAUUCAAAUGUAUUCCGCAAAGUCAUAAAUGCGGGAAUCUGCUUAGCUGAUGUUUUCGGACCAUCUACCAACAUAUUAUACAGUCGCAAAUGAGCUGCCUGUGUCAAACAAAGCAAAAUAUUUUCGCGAUUUUUCUCAUUUUGACAGUGAUUCAUUUUUAAGAGAUGUAGAGGCUAUCGAGUUCUCUGGCCUAGUAAAUGAUGACGUUAAUCAAAGUACCGGUAUUAGCAACUUAGUUGACAUACUACAAAAAAUUUCUGAUAAACACGCACCUAAGCGCAGAUUAAAUAGCAAAAAGAAAAGACGUUUAAAGAAGCCUUGGAUUUCCAAUGCCAUUGCCACUUCAAUCAAACGGAAACAAAGACUCUUCAAAUCUCACUUUCUAAGCCGAGAUCCGGAAAAAAUUACGAUUUACAAAGUGUUCAAUGAUAAACUGAAUAGAAUUAUUUCACGGCACAAUUUAACCUUAAUAGUGAGACCUUAAAAAGAACUUGGAAGCUUAUCGGUUUGCUCAUAAACAGGAAAAAGGGUGGCACCCCGCCAGUAAUAACUAAAGUCAUCUAUAAUGGUGCUUCCUACACAGAUAGGAAGAAUAUUGCCCGUCAGUUUUAAAUACGCAUUUCAUAAAUGUUGGUAGUAAUCUUUCUGCAAAGCUCCCACCGAGCGAUAUAAAUCAAACAGUUUUGCAUUUCCUGGAAUCUACGCACAUGAAGUUCAAGAUACGAUAAUGGGACUAAAUCUGAACGAAUCUUCCAUAGGGGUUCCCCCAGGAUGUAUGAAACUGGCAUGCCUUUUUAUGAGGCACUUCCAGCAAUCUAUAAUCAGUCUUAACAACAAAGAACCGUUCCAGAUAUAGUUAAAAUAUAUAAAAAAAAAUAACUCCUAUUGAGAAGGGGGGCGACGCAACCGACCCUGCGAAUUAUCGACCAAUUGCAAGUCUAUCAGUUCUUUCUGAAGUAUUUGAAAAAUUGAUAUUCAAGCAACUUAGUAACUUUAUAGAAAAGCACAAUAUUCUGUUUGGAUAUGGAUUUCGUAUAGGUCACUCAACAUCUCAGGCCAUAACUGAACUCACUAAUACUCUAAGGAAGGCCAUUGAGAGAAACGUAUACACCUGUGGUGUUAUACUAGAUUUCUCCAAGGCAUUCGGUACUGUAAAUGACUAAAUUUUGUUCAAAAAGCUAGAAGCAUACGGUAUUAGAGGUCUCCCUUUAAAAUGGUUCAGUGGCUACCUAACAAACAGGUAACAGUAAACUGCACUAGGAGACACAAACUAUGGGCUGUGGAAUACCCCAGGAUAGCACACUAGGACCAUUACUGUUUCCUAUUUAUAUAAACGACUUACCCAGCUGCUCCGAUAAGUUAAGUUUCAAAAUUUUUGCUGAUGAUACCAACGUAUUCACCUCGGCGAAUAACCUUAAAAGCCUUAAAACUCCUGUGGACUCUGAACUUGAGAAGGUGAAAGAAUGGUGUGACGAAAAUAAACUGUCAAUAAGUACGGCAAAAACUAAUUUAAUUUAUGAUAAUUAAGUCCACUAAAAAAAGGAUAUGUCAGUGAAUAUUCAGAUUAGAAACAAGGAUGGAACGUACUACUCUUUGGUUCGCAAGGGCCAUAUUAAAUGUUUAGGGGUAAUGAUUGAUGAUUUUAUCUCAUGGAAAUAUGGUAUCUCAUAUAUUCGCUCACGAAUUUCCAGAAAUAUCAGGAUUAUAUCAAAAUUAAGGCACUUUUUAUCUGUUAAGCAACUUAAAGCAAAUUUACUACAGCUUAAUUUAUCCUUACAUCUCAUAUGCAAUUUUGGCUUGGGUUAUCACCUAUAACUCGCACCUAAAAAAAGGGCAGUUUCAGCAAAAUCUUGUAGCGAGAUUAUCCUCCUUGUAAACACACAUGGCAAAGAUACCGAGAGUGCUCUUCCAUUGCUGAAUUUGCUAGACAUACGCACAGUAUACAACGUUUAUUCUCUGCACGUUGACAGUGGCAGUGGGAUGAAUGUGUUUCCAAUACGGGGUUGCUAACAGAUGAAGUAAUCUAAAUUGAGCAUUCCUAUAGAGAUUAACUUCUUAAUCUGUACUUACAAAUCUAAGACAGCAAAAUUUGAAAACUUCAAGUAACUGUCCCUCGUACCCUUAAUUCCCUCGCGUAGAGAUGUAUCGUUUUUUUUUCCCACUGCGUUGGAAAGCGCGCUAGGUGAUAUUGAGAAAUUCUGGAAACACGUCGUUGGCCGGUCAGCUCCAAAACCACCCUCCCCUGAUAGCUACACUUACAUGAAAUUUCUAAGUCUCUUCUAAAUUCUGCUCUUCUAACCUUAUUCUAAGUCUAAGUCCCUUCAAUUAUUUUUAGAAUAAAAAAGGAGAUUGAGUGUGGCAUAAGCGGGAUUCGAACCCGCGGUCCUAAAAACCUUAACCCACCACCUACACCACUGCACCAUAGUGGAUUCGACCUCAAGUUAUGUUUUCGUUUUACAUAUUUAUAGUGACAAACCUAACAGUAAAUGAAAGAUAACCAUUUCACUAUGUUUAGUGCGUAACCCCAAUCACUCUAACGUUUUUCGCGAAAUUUUACCGGGAUUUUGAAAUGUCAUAACCUAAGAGAAUACGUAUUGAACGUUAGAAGACUUAUUUCACAGAUUUAGUACGAACUAUUGCUAUUAUAAUAUUGCAUUUUUUUAUGGUGUAGAUCCCAGUCAUGUGGGCUUGAGUUCUCCUACUCAACACCGAGAAGUGGAGGUAAGUUUACACCCCAACUUUACAGUCUGUAUUAACAGUGAGAGCCAACUCCGAUGUUAAAUUUAUGCAGGGGAAACUGAGUGUGAUUUAGUCAAACAGGCCAGAGAUAAGAGCAGAAAAUCAUUACACAACCUGCACCUUCUUAAGUUAUUUACCAACAAAGUAUCUUGAAUUUGGUUCUUUUUAACUCGUGGAUUACGUGUAGCGUAAGGAGCGAGUAAUUGUGGGCACUGCGAUAUGCAAAUGUGUCACUGGGGUGUAGACAUACUUCGUAAUUAGUCGUCUUGCACGAGAACGCCCGAUAUCGAAACGACAACUGUCGUAGAUCGAUCGUUCCCGUUCCGCGAUCAAGAAGUGCUGAGCGUGCAUUGUGCCCAGAGCUUUUCAUGUUAUUGGCGACAAGUUGCCUUCAUGUGGACUUUGAAUGUUUCAAGUUAACACUAUGACCGACUUUGAGACAGAAGGUUAUGAACUUUUGAAGCUUUUUGACUCGUCCAGGCGAUAAACAUGACGAACAGAUCAGCUAUUGCUCUGUGACUACCCAAGCUGGGCCAAGCUCACGAUUUUUUAACUUUUCUCACGACAAGACUCCCAAUCACAUGGUUUUUAGGGAAAUAUCAUUCUGAAAUGAAAUGUUUCUUUGUUGAAUAAAAACGGAAAUGUUUACUGUUGCUGAAUCGUAAUUGAUUCUCCUCAUGUAAACGCAGAGAAUUGCAAGCUGUACAACGCCGUCAGCAAGAGACUUCGCGACAGUUUUUCAAAUGCGACGAAAUGAGUUAAAGUACGGCUUUUACCGUUAAAACCAUGCUUGCUUUCCUCGAAUAUAUCUUUCAAUUCUUCAUAAAUAAAGCUCUACCAGCUUCAGACAGCGUCCACCGGCAGACUUUCAUGGGCAAAAAUGUUAUUAAUUAAUUUAACGCCAAUGUUUAACGUUAGUUGUCGUGGCGCAAUAGAUAACGCGUUGACCUUACACGUCAAUGGUCUGGUGUUCGACUCCCGCCGGAGGAAACUUAAACAUAUUUUCAUUUUUUGCCAGACUUAAAUUAUACCGGUAGACUAAUUGCCAGUUCAAGAUCAGCUUUCAUUUCUAAAAUGAUUAAUCCACGAGUUUGCCAUAGGCACCCCUUUGAUUUACAUGUGUAGUCAAAUGCUGAUUUUUCAAACAACCUUGGGAAGAGCAAAUUGGUUCAAAUAAUUGGGAGGUUUGAAAAAUUGGGUGUAAAGUUGCAUUGUUCGCCCUAGCCUGUUCCAGGCUCUCGGGUAGUGGGGAAGACGCGAAAGUAAAAGGAACGCGAAAAGUUGGCGAGGCGAAAAAGAGGAAAAGGAAGAGAGAGAGAGCCUGCUCUCCCCAGUUUCCUCCCGUUUUAUUUUCGUCUUCGCGCUUUCUCAAUUCAGCGGGCCCAACUAUCUCGGAGCCUGGAACAGGCUAUGUUCUCAGUUCGCCCACGAACGCAAACGUAUUUCCGGUCAUCGUUUCUCUCCACCCGAGAGAAGCGACGACCGGAAAUACGUCUACGUUCGCAGGCUUCGAGAAACCGGGAUUCUACUGCAUGUAAAACUUCAGAUAUUUCUUUCUCUGCACGUUUUGCAGAUUUGUUAAAAGCAAGGUUCCGACUGAGAGCUUCCUUUAUGAACGAAUUAAUUCACUAGAAGACUUGGUCUUGUAGAUGAUUGUAGUAAACUGUAAAAUAUUCUCACUGAGAUACUUCAGCAAGUUUCCUUAGUACUAUAGUUAGUUCCCUCUUCAAAGUUGAUUGGCUGAUUUUACUUAUUUAUUACUCUAGCCUCAUCAAGUGGAUACCUCGGUAAACAGUCAACGGUUUAUGGAGGUGUAUAUCGUAUAUGUAUAUAUUUAUAUAUUGUGCAUUAAUUUAUUACCACUUAUGAGAUCUUAAAAGUCAAGUGCUUUACCGUUAAGAAAAACAUUAGGGAGCUUAAGCAGCAACGUUUUUGAGCGACGCACGUCAACCGGAAGUGGCCUUUUUUCAUUUUUUGACGGUGGUUUCGCGCAAAUUUUCAGUCAAAUCGCCUCUCUAACAGUAAAGAAGCUAAGGAAUACAAAUUUUAUAUCAUCAAGGCAUGUUAAGAGGGAAAAUACCUCACUUCCGGUUGACGUGCGUCACUCAAAAACGUCGCUGCUUAAGCUCCCUAAUAUCUAAUACCCAGCCAUUCGAUGCCCAACAUUAAAGCACCACAAAGCCAACUGUGUACCAUCUGGAAAUUCAUUAAGUUCACAAAAAGCAUAUUUUUGAAAGAUGAUUUCAGAAGAAGCGGCUGCAGAAAGAUAUAGAGAAAUAUUGUCUGAGGGCCUUCUUGUCUUCAGUUUUACAGAGGGUGUGGGAAGUCUGCAGUAAUCCCUAACAGCUGGUAAAAUAACAACAAACACACUGUCGUACAAAACACAGUUUGACGUUGCUCCUGGAAAUCAUUGUGCGUGCUAGGUUGCGCUGAUUUCCAAAAUUAACUGUGGCCAGUGAGAAGACAGUUUGUGAAUGCAAUAUACAAUAAUAUAAAUUAAUGCUUGCAUUGAGAAAUUGAUUUCAUCUUAUUACUUGUAGAGUACCAUCAGUGAAAGGGAAGAUCUUUUAAAGGAAAAAAUUAACAGUGGUUCAGCAGACGUCAAAAUUAAACAGGUUGGUAACGUCUGCUUCUUUCUGGUUAGCGUCAUGGAGAUCUCAUCAAUCUGUUAGUUAAGUUCAGGAUACAAGGACUGUUCAAAGACAAACUAUGUCCAUGCCUUCCUUCCCCCUGCCCUCCCCUCCCCCAUCACAAAAGUCAUGCCAAAAAAAUAAAAACAAACUACUGUUAUGUAAACUACUUUUGCCAUAUUAUCGCGCUCCCGAUCGGCUGGACUGAUCAUUAGUAUUAUUUGUGAUGUUGGGCAUUUUAUGCCGUAUUUGCAUUCCUGUCAGUUCUGAAAGAAAACUUUUAUUGAACUUGUUUUUUUUUUUCGUGUUAAGCUUAUGUUUAGGACACAAUUGACAUGAGUUUGUGGCCGCUUGAGGUUGGUUCAGGGAUCAUUGACAGGUUAAAAAUUGUGUAAUAUUUUGUUGUUUCAGUUACCCGAUGGUUCAUCAUCCUCUGAGGCGUCAUCAACAGUAACAAAUACAGCUGAUGUUCCUGCUGUUAGUUUUUGGCGAGCUGUUCUUAUACCUGUGAGUAAUAGAAUUUGUUAAUUGCCUUGUUCAUCUAUUCCUGAAAAGCUCCUUUGACCAUCAUGUGGCGUUAAGGUGAAUAUUACUGGCAAGGCAUAGGCCUGGUUCUCAAGAAUCCUGGUAACUUUUCGGGCCCUGGCGGAAAUCAAAAUCAUAUCCAAAUAAAGAUGUAAAGAAAAAAGCAAAAAUACCAGUCCAUUUUCUUUCGUUAACUGUUGGUUUGUCAUAUUAUUUGCAAAUCUAUUACAACGGCCUCUAUCUUGAAGAUUAACAACAACAGUUUUCCGGGACCAUAACGGGUUCCUGGUAUACACUUCAUUUGCUUAAAGAAUAUUCUGUCAUAUGUUUCUUGCAACAUAUUCUUCAUUAUAUGUCUAUAUCUGCUCGGUUUAGUUGAAUCUCUUCACUGUUGUAAAAUUAUUUCAUCAACUUCUUUACUUAGCUAUUAUUUUUGAAUGUUAAGUUGUUUUUUUUUGUUUCUCUACAGGGAGUAAUAGAGUACUCACUAUGUUUGUUCUUUGCUAAACUGGUCAGCUACACUUUUCUCUUUUGGCUUCCAUUUUAUAUUCAAAACACAAGUAAGGACUUCUUUUAAGUAUCCUCAAGUCCCGAAAGUAACGAUGCCCCGUUUAAUAGCGACCUCGGGAUUGUUUUUUCUAUUAUUUUUUUCUUUGUUAUUGGUUAGAAGUUAAGAAUAGAGUUGAAAUGCUAGUAACGGAUUGAAAACUGCAAAUGCAUGAUUUGGACGCAAAUAAUGGGACACUUACUGUGAAGUUCUAUUAAGUGAACAAGUUAUCUGUGCUUGGAUACCUAGAGCUUAUGGGGGUAAAUUGUGUUCUAAACUUUAUUUGUCCCGGCGAUAUUUUUUGUACAUUGAGUAAAAGUAAACAUUUUUUAUACUUCUGAAGGAAGCGACCCCAAAAGACUGAUAAUUUUUAAACUCUCGUGCUCUUAAAGUUGUCCUGUUCACAGUGCAUCCUCCAACACGUCAGCUCACUCAAACAAUAAUUUGACCCUUUGAACCUCAUAAUGGGACAUUCUUACAAUAUGCUGUAAACUUUCAUUGCGACAUUGUAGAUAAUUUUUGAAACAUUUGUUCAUUAAAUUAUCCUUCAGCAAUUACUUUGAUUUCUUGCUUUACUGCCAGGCCAAUUCUGUGCGUAAUAAAAGAAAGACAAAAUGCUCAGCUUAUAACAGAGUACAGGCCCUCUAUAGACAAUGAUGUUUGAGCUUGCUUUUGCAUCUUUGAUGUGUAGGAAUUGGUGGUAAAGUUUAUGGAGCUACAACUGCAGCCGAUUUAUCCACACUGUUCGAUGUAGGAGGGAUUAUAGGUAAAGUGAACCAUGCCUAACUUAAACCAUUGUGCUGUUUUGAAUUUCAACUAUGUUUCCUCUCUUAUGGACUUUAAUACACCAAUUCUGGUGUAAUGGCUUGGCUUGUCUGUCUCUUUUAAACGGACUGAAAACUGAAACUUUGCUUAACUGGUUUCUUCUGCACGAACGGUCAACUGGUGUAAAAAAGAAGCGGUUUUAAAAGUAUUCGUGUGGACGGUUCCUAAGUGGAAUAUGAUCGUCCGUCUGGGUGAGUCGUUGUGGUCCUGAAUAGGACUAUGGUGGAUAGUUAGUGAUGUUCCCACAUCUCCUCAGACAGGGUUGCCACGGUCAAGAAAAAGUCAUGGAAAAACGAAAAUUUUUCAAGGUCAGGGAAAAGUCAGGGAAUUUUUAAAAAAGUCAGGGAAAAUCUUUGAUAUUGUCAAAGUCAGUGUAAAGUCAGGGAAUUCUGUUUUCCUGCCUAUAGUUCAUAAGUUUUCUUCAAGACUUUCAAAUGCAUUUUCUUUCGGAAAGAUGAAAAGUAUGCUGUAAGGCAGGCAAAGCGAUCAAUUUGACACUCUACGCCUGACAUAUAUAGUGGCUGUGGUCAGUGAUUUUGGUUCUGAAUGUUUUCUUUCCAAAUUCCUUCUUCCUCUUGAAAAUUAAGAGAAAAAUAUCGAUGGCCUGCAAAAAAGGCUAAAGCGAAUGUAAACAUCGAUUGUUUCUCAUUAAUAAAAGGUCAGUGAAAAGUCAGGGAAUUGUUAACUUUCUGAUGAGUGGCAACCAUGUCAGAGUCAAAGUGAGUUGCAUCUGAGAAGGCUGGUGUGUUUUCAAAUGCUAGUAUCAAUAGAGAUUUUUGAGAGCUUCAGUUGAAUGUAUGUAGUCCUCGGAGCGACGUUUGCUCGUCCAUUCCCUCCCACGACAGUCAAAGAAGAGUUCUCAUAGCUGUUGUUUCACUUGUUUUUCAGGGGGAAUCUUUGCAGGGUUUGUUUCAGACAAAACGAAGUGCAGUGGGAUCACGGUUGUUUUCAUGUUAAUUCUAGCAGCUCCAAUGGUUAGUCAAUUGCACAAUUAUACCCGCGAACGUCUCAAGGAAAAUUUCCUCUUUGAUUUUCUGUUUACCAUUGUUACGAGGCGAGCCAAAGGCGAGUUUCUGGCGCGAAAGACUGCUGUUACGGCUCUUGCAAGAAUACGCCGAGCCAUUCUUAUUACCUUUCUCCGGCGUUUUGCUACGUUGAAUUGGCUAAACACAAGGCGAGGCUAAAUCAAAUUUAUUGUUGCGGAAUUUCAUAAAGUAAUGUAAAUUUGAUUGUCUGUUUUUUUUCUCCAGCUGUUUAUUUACAGAUUCUUCGCUAAUUCCAGUCUCCAAGCCAAUAUAUGUAAGUAUAAAUCUCCCCGAUUUUGUUUGAGGGCAGGGGUCGGCUGUACACAGGCUAAAUAAUUAUGCCCUUUAUUGACAUACACUGGUGACGAAAAGUCUUAAAAAGUCUUUGGUCUUAUAAAACUUUUUUGGCCUGUAUCAGUUUCGUAACUUCCUUGCAGGGGAUCUCGCUGUCCCGAAGAGUCGAUUUUUCCCUUUUUAACUCAGUUUGAGCAUUCUUAUAUGUAACUAGUGAUCAUAGCUCGAGCUAAACUAAGUACAGACUUCAGCAAUAACCUGCGUAGCUGGCGGUAGAGGAAACGUCAUUCACGGCCAGACACCUCAUAAACGAGCGAUGGAGUUGCAGGAGAAGGAAACGAGAAUCCUUGUUUUCUUCUCUGCGCUCCAGCGUAACCGACGGCCUCUCAGGCAAAGGAAAAACAGUGCAGCUUUGUCCGCGGAAGUCAUAAAUUUACCAUUCGUCAACCUAACUUGCCACUUUGUUCACAACAGAAAUUUGCUGGUUUCGAUACUGAAUAUCUAUAAUAAAUAACUUUUAACUUCCCUAUCUAAAUAAAAUUAAUCUUUAUUACCGUCCAUGAAUGUGGGCGUUUAAUGGAUGAGAGGCGUUAAUUCUCAUAGCUGUAUCAAGCUCAACAAAAAUAAUAAGCUUUCAGCGAAAGUAUCAAAGGAGUUUAUAUAUACUGAGCGGAAUAUCCAGUCCAUCAGUUGAUCCGUUUAGGCCGUUAAGAGACCCAUAUCGCUCUUUCAGAUCUCAACUUCGAUGUCAGAAUCCGCGUUCAGGGUCUUUUUGUUAUCACACUGACUCUGAACUUGACAUUGGACAAGAUUCAAUGUGAAAACCCUUGUUAAUCAAGCAAGAAACUGAAUAAGUUAAAUGCUGUUGCGCCUUUUUGCUAAUUUCUAGUAUUUUGGAGCGUCUGUUAGACAGGGGGCGUUAAAUAAAGUAACAUCGUAGUGGGGGGCGUUUAUUAGACGAGGCUUUUAUUUGAGAGGGGGCGUCAAUUACAUCAUUUAUGGUAUGUCCCUCUGUAAACGUCUAACUCGGCUGGUAAGAGGUAUAUCUCCGCCUUUUGACCAUUUCUAAACUCGAGAAUAAAGCGUGAGUUCUAGCUUGUCCUUUAGGAAAGCAUCUCUCACGUUUUGCUUGGCCGAGCCAGUUCUUGCUCGUCAUAGCUAAUGAUUUUGUUAGAGGAUGACUUGGCUGGACGAUCCUGGGCCCUUUUCCAUCGUGCUAGUAAGCUUUAAAAGUUACUUGCCCACUCGUUCCGAACGACCCCUGUUUUGUAAUAGGCCUAAUGUGAUAAGUGGGCUUAGUUGGGCUUAUAAGAUGCUAGUUGCUCACUACAACAAUCCACCUCUGGUUUCAGUUUUAAUGAUUGCUACUGGGUUGUUUGUAAAUGGACCUUAUGCUUUGAUCACCACGGCAGUUUCAGCAAAUCUGGUAAGUUAUGUAGUCGUCACUUCAGCGACCUAUGGCUUAUCUAUAUUUAUUAAAACUUUAUGAAUUGUUUACAGGGAACGCAUCAAUGUCUCCAUGGUAACACGAAAGCAAUGGCAACCGUAACAGCUAUUAUUGAUGGUACCGGCUCCAUGGGUAAGGAACAAUAACAAACAAAGGUCAUUCCUGUAGUGCUACCAAAGAUUACCAAAUUAUGUGCGGUCAUAUAUCUUGAAAUCAUGAUCCACAUACGUCCAUUUGAAAGGGUAUAUCUAACACUCAAGAGCAUCUUUCAUCCCAAUAAAUCCACGUUGCUUAAAAACAAACACUCGACUUCGACUGGCUCCUCGGUGCCGGGAUCCGGGUAGUAGUUAAAAUACUCCUUCUCUUGCUUUCUAUAUGUUGGUUUGUUACCUGAGUGAAGAGAACGUGUUACUUGUUACAGUGCAAGAAUUAAAGCAGACUUGUAUAAUUUAAACUGAGCAAAGUCUUUUUCAAACUGCGAAUCAAGGCCAUAUUCAACACUAACAUUUUCAUCACAAUGAUACAUGGAAAAAAAUUGGAAAAAAGAACUAACAAAUGAAUUAAAGUUGCGUUUACGGGAUUAUUUUAACAGCGCUCAAUUAAAUAGUUACGAGUUUAUGCUUGAAAAUAAAAGCAACAGAUAUAAAUGUGUAAUGGGUAUAAUAGGGGUAAAAACUUAAGGAGAAAUUAGCACAAUUUAACAAUGAUUUCAUAGGUUAAUAAUUUAUUAAUGCAGCGUAUUGACACCUAUAUACCCACAUACACCUAGUCGUAAAAGGUAAAUAAAUGAAUACAUAAAUAAAACUAUUUGGCGUUUAACCUUCAAAUAUACAAGGGCCGCCGCCUUUUCACUUUCUUUCAAUAUUUUAAUUUCAUUUCGUGUAAUAAUCUUCGCUCAGGGGUUUUUUUUUGUCUUUUCUUUUCUCCUUGGACUGACCAGUUCCAAAGCUCUAUAAAAUCAUCCGGAUCGUAGCGACUGCGUAUGUCUGAGUCUUCCUCAUGCAAGUAGUUCCGGGGCGUUACGGAACUAUCCCGAGGAUUGGAGAGCUCCCCAAAUCGCCUGGAGUCUAUAUGAAGCGCUUUUUCCGUAUGAUAGUUCCGGAUCGUGUCGAUCAUCGAUCCAUCAACCCCGACCCCACUUAUACCCUACUUUUUAUUUAACAAUUUGUGAUUCUUGGAAAUACACAAAGGUUGCUGCAACCGGAAAUGAUAUAUCUGAAGUUGCCAGUGCCUCAAAAUUUUAUGAUGUUCUUAUCUAUUAUAGGCGCUGCACUUGGUCCACUGCUAACUGGGAUAAUAUCACCUACGGUAUGUCAGCCCAUGUGUACUCAUUCGUUUUCAGGCAUAUCCUCUCUACUGAUAAAUACAUGCAUAAAUAAUUACAACUUAGGGAGGGUUAACCUACACGUCAAACAAGGGACAGCUCUUCCUGCAUUCACACACGUAUCACAUCACCUUUAUUUAACCUCGGAUUUACAGUGAAGCUCUUCAAGCUCUUGUAUUGAUGUCAUGUCUUGACCAUAUCUACACCUAAUCUAUUCAAAUCAUCAAGAGUUCUAAAAACUACACUGAGCGAUGAUUGCCAAAUCGUUGGUAUUGUGAAUUACCGAAUGCCUUGUCUAAAAAAGCACCGGAUAAUCGAGACGCGCUCGUGGAAUGACAACAUUAUUAACGCUUUUGUGUCUGAACUUCAACAACCACCGUGGGGCGUUAUCGAUUCUUUUACUGAUGUUCACGACGUUUUCUGCUUGGGGGUCGCUGUUUAAGGAUUUGCUAGACAGGUGUCUCCGAAACCAAGUGAUCCCAAGUUACUAAUAUGAAAAGGAAAGCAAAAAGGAAUUACUUCUUAAGCCACCACUUUCUGUGCGGAAAGUUUCCUACCGAAAAUUGCAAUCAGUCAACGUAGUCUCCUUGAAUGAGGACUUGGCUACUUCUGAGUUGUGCCAGAAUCCAUCUGAUGAUUUACGGGAACUUGUUUCAUCUUAUAACAAUACCCUCAUGACUGCUUUGGACAAGCACGCGCCGUUAAUGACAAGAACAAUUGUUCAGAGACCUCGUGUUCCAUGGUUUAGUCGGGAGAUCAGGGAGGCGAAGCGUCAACGAGGGAAGGUUGAAAAGAGGUGGAGGAAUUCUAGAUUGGACUCCGAUCUUGCUGUUUUCAAAGCAAAACGUAAUUUUACUACCCGUCUUAUGAACAAGGCUCGGAGGGAAUUUUAUAGUAACUUUAUAGACGAAAAUGGCGGUGAUCAAAAGAAACUAUUCUGUGCAAGUCAGCGCUUAUUUAACGGCACAGUGAAUGAUGGUCUCCCACCUAAUGUGGACAGUAGAACGUUUUCUAACGACUUGGGAAAAUACUUUGUUCAGAAGAUAGAUACCAUCCGCAAGCAGCUUGACACCGAUCAGCAGACUGAUUCACUUCCAGAAGAUGACACUCCGUCUGCUGUUCUUUAUUAGACUGAUUCACUUCCAGUAGAGGACACUCUGUCUACUGUUCUUGAUGAGACUGUGCCAUCAUUCCCUACUUUUACGAUGCUAUCAGUUCGACAUGUUAAACAGCUUAUCCAGAACUCCUCCCUUAAAUCCUGCCCUCUUGACCCUAUGCCAUCCACACUGGUUAGCAAAUGUGAAGAUCUCCUCCCAGUUCCCACAAAAAUCGUUAACAACUCAUUGCAGUCCGGGUGUUUUCCUGAAAUUUGGAAUGAGGCUUUGGUUUUUCCGCUGUUAAAGAAACCCGGUCUCCAUAUCAUCUUUUAGAACUUCCGUCCCGUGAGCAACUUGUCUUUUGUGUCUAGACUCAUUGAAAGGGCUGCUUUCAAUCACAUUCAUGGUCACCUGGUUAGUCAGUCAGCUUAUAAAAGAAAUCGCAGCACUGAAACAGUUCUUCUGAAAGUAAUAAACGAUAUUCUGUUAAACAUGAACAAGCAGCACGUUACUAUCCUUGUUUUGCUUGAUCUCAGUGCUGCUUUCUAUACCGUUGAUCACAGCAUUCUCCUUAACAGAUUAUCGUCAAAACUUGGUUCGAAUGGCGCUGCAUUUGACUGGUCUCGAUCUUAUUUGUCUGGCCGUUCCCAGCGAGUCUCUGUUCGGGGAGCUGUAUCUGAUAAGUUAGGCGUGGGGUAUGGUGUUCCUCAAGGCUCGUGUCUUGGCCCACUUUUCUUUACAGUUAAUUCAAGCGCAGUGUUUGAUGUCGUCAUUGUUAUGCGAUGACUCUCAGUUAUACAUCUCGUUUAGUCCCAAGGCGCACUCUGUCCAGGCUGAUGCAGUUGCUUCCAUAGAACAUUGCAUUCAAGACAUCAGGCAGUGGAUGUCUCAAGACAAGUUGCUCAUGAAUGAUGCCAAAACAGAACUUCUUUUGAUUGACACCAGACAGCAACUCGCUAAAAUCACAACUGAUGGCAUAACUGUUGGACACUCUGUCAUUGCUCCACAAUCUCCCAUUCGCAAUCCGGGUGUGUGGUUAGAUUCUGACCUAUCAAUUGGUGAUCACAUAACGAAAACAAGCUCUGCAGCAUUCUAUUAUUUGUACAAUAUCAGGAGGAUAAGGAAAUAUCUUAGCAAAGAAUGUACUGAAACACUGAUACAUGCCUUUAUUUCUAGCCGCUUUGACUAUUGUAAUAGCCUGUUAUAUGGCUUACCGGCGUAUCAGAUUCAGAAACUGCAAAGAGUCCAGAACUCUGCUGCACGCCUUGUAUUCCAAGAAAGUAAAUUUUGUCAUAUUACACCAUUGCUAAGAGCUCUACCCUGGUUACCCGUAGCAAAUCGAAUAGUUUUUAAAAUUUUACUCUUGACUUUGAAGGCCAUUCAUAAACUCGCUCCAAAUUACAUGUCCGAACUUGUAUCUCUGAAAGACAAUGAGGGUAGGUACUAUCUUAGAUCAAAUGACGGCAAACUUCUUAACAUCCCAUCAUGCGAGUCUCUUUCCACGCUUGGUGAUCGAUCUUUUUAUAUGGCUGCCCCUAAAUUAUUGAACGAUCUUCCCCUUUUUAUAAGAAAUAUAUCUUCAGUUAAUGCUUUCAAGAAGGUUCUUAAAACUCAUUUAUUUCAGAAGGUGUUUCCCAGCUAAUUUAUUGUUUUUAUUCUUUUUAUAAAGAAGGAUUUGUAUAUAGGAUUUUAAGAAUGAUUAGUCUUUGUUUUUAGAAUUUUAGACUUCUUAUUUUUAACAAUUGAAAUUAUUAGGUGCAAUCUGUAAAUAAGACUUUAAGGAUUAAUUAGUCAUUGUUUUUAGAAUUUUUUGAAUUGGAAUAUGUACUAGGAUUCUAGCAUUUUGUUGAGUCAUUGUAAUGCGCAGAUGACAAUUUCUUUCCCUGGAUUGAUAUUUGCGCAAUACCAAUCAAUAAAUUUUAUUAUCAUUCGAUGCAAAUGUUUCUUCCUUUUCAUUGGCCGAGAGCCCACCACGUGACCUGCAAAUAACUGCCUACAAAUAAUGGUGUGUUCAUGCGCAAUGUCGUUCAACUGUUUUUGGCUGCAGAAGUAAUCGUCUGAAAUUCAGGCUACUCUUUUACAUGUUUUCUUUUUUUAUUAUUACCGCUGAUCACCGGUUAAUACCAGCUGGUCCUCUGUGCUCUGUUGAUCGGUUUUUCUAUCAGGAUAAAUAAAGAUAUUAUUAUUAGUACCAUUAUUAUUAUUAUUAUUAUUACUAUCUCCUUUAUCACAGUCUUUGAUAUUUUGGUUUUGCCAGUUGAAAAUCGUGUUUUACUUUUUUGUGAAUUAAAGCAAAGGAUCAGCCGGCGUCACUGGACGGCAAACCAUGACGUUACCUAAAACGAGCGUCAAAUUCAGUCACUUUUUUUUCAAGUGAUCAAUUAUUCUGUUCAUCGGUUUUUCUAUCACUAAAUAAAGAUAUUAUUAUUAGUACUAUUAUUAUUAUUAUUAUUAUUAUUAUUACUAUCUUUUAUCACAGUCUUUGAGGAUUCGCGCAAACCAUGCACCUAGAUCCCAGUCAUGCAAUUAUUCUGUUCAUACACUUUUCUGAGGAUUCUCCCAGUCAUUCUGAAUCUUCUCUAGUAUCUCUCUCUGAUACUUUCUUGAUGUUUUCUACCAUACCCUUCUUCACUGUACCAAGCGCACCAACAAACCACGGGGAUCACUACGGUUUUCAUAUGCCACAUUCUCUGUAUUUCUAGUUUUAGGUCUAUAAUUAUAAUAAUAAUAAUAACAAUAAUAAUAAUAAUAAUAAUAAUAAUAAUAAUUAUUAUUAUUAUUAUUAUUAUUAUUAUUAUUAUUAUUAUUAUUAUUCAUGUUCUAUCUCAAAAUUAAACGGGAGGUUAAAACCACCAGGACGGUUUGUACAGUAAAUCAUUAACCAACAAUACUUUCCCAUGUCUCGUUUUUCCUUUUUGUAUUUUUUUAGCAUGAUUUCUUGACUAGCAUUCCUCCGACAUCAGUUUUAAAAGUGUUCACUUUAAGCUCGAGCGUGGAUUACUAACUCUUUUCAUUCUUCACUACUGAUCCCCGUCAGCUUCAUUUCUUCAUUUUCGUACCCCCACCCCCUUUAACUAGUGGUCAGUAAAUUCCCGCGGUUUUUAUUUUCAGUCGCACGCUCAACAAUUUUUAAAGCAAAAAAAUAGAGGGUGUUUUACGGUAGUUUGUACUAUCACAAGUCUUUUGGACGCUAUUUCUGGUACCCAGCUAAAGUGUUAGUCUCUUUUGAUCAGUGGAAAGGUUGAGAACAAUGGAAUAUUUGUGUUCUUGUUUGCAGGGGUGGAACAAUGUGUUUUAUAUGUUAAUUACCGCUGACGUUUUAGCGGCCAUUGUAAGUGUAUGAUUUAUAUUUUUAAUUCAGUGUCACGGCUUACAAUAGCACGAUAGUAAGUCCGACGGUUUUCUUAUGCUGCUUUUAUGAGAUCGUCUCUUGUGGUUAAACGCUAUGUGUGUAUUUUAUUUUGGUGGGUUUUAAGUACUUUUGUAACAGUAAACAUGGAAAAGAGGAAAUAGUGUCUGGCAUCAGUUAAGAGUGUCUGACCACUGAAGACAUUACACGUUUCUGGGAAACUGCCCACAUACCCCUCCCCUAAGCCAACAUUAACACUUACCUCUCACUUAGGGCAAAAUGUUGGCUUAAGGGAGGGGUAGGUGGGCAGUUUCCUGGGAACGUUUUAUGAUCCGACAUUAUUACCUCCAUAUAAAAUACAAAUAAAUGGUUUGAUUUUUUUUCUUGUUUAGCUCCUCAUCAGACAAGUGGUAUUUGAAAUAGAGAAAUUUUGCUGUCCACGCACCAUGUGAGUAUUGUGGCAUUCUAAUCUUAAUUUUUUAGGCCCUUGGAGCAUUUUAAAAUCAUUUUUCAUGUGGCUGGGAGUGGAGGCAAUAGAUCAAUACGGUGUAUAUCAUUACCAUUAGCAACAAGACAUCAUCAUAGAGUUAUCAUAUGAUGAAAUUCAUAUCAAAAGAACCUUCUUACUACCUUUCUCUCAAUAUUUUCUUCACAGAGUGCUCUCUCAGUUACCUUAUGUAGAAUCUGGCAUUCAUUCGGACCACCCGGGACGAGAAAGCGAACAAGAGCCUCUACUACAAAACUAA
Porites lobata is the source of this 32120-nucleotide messenger RNA. The record is from the annotation of a GenBank genome assembly. NCBI's taxonomy places the organism in Eukaryota, Metazoa, Cnidaria, Anthozoa, Scleractinia, Poritidae.